AGUACGCCGCUAGAGAUCCUUACACCGGGAUUACACGCUAAUGCGAGCCACGGACAACUGGACGAACAUUACCAAGAGGAGGACCAAACCGCCCUGCAAGAGUCCGGCCCGCCAGUCAGGACCCGACUGUCCUCUCGAAGACACCUUCACCAGGCGAGCAAGGGUCCAGUUCAGUUCAGUCCUCCGGAUACAAGAGUUCUGGAUUUAACACAUCUGGAACCAACAGAUCUGGAUCUAACACAUCUGGGACCAGCAGAUCUGGAUUUAACCCAUCUGGAACCAGCAGAUCUGGAUCUAACACAUCUGGUGCUAAGACACUUGGAUCCAUCAGCUGAAGACUCUACACUGAUCCUGCAGUCCGAUCUUGUGAUCGUAUUGAUUUAUACCAACACAUGAACCAUCGCCCCUGGAUUGAAUUUCAAGACAAUUGACAAUAGUGUAACGAGUGACCCUUUUGAAGUGAUAUCAAUUUUGGUUCAGUGAGACUGUGAGACUGUUCCAUGGAUACGGUUUGAGUGGCGGUUUGAUCCUCCUUAGGAUGCAAGUGUCACCUAUAAAGGACUUUGACUCGAGGAUAAUAUUUUCAGUGAGUGUUUGUUAGUGCGACGAGGGAACUUGUGUGAAUAGCCCUAACUGAUUGGUGUAUAAUUCAUUGGUUUUGACAAACGUGACAGUGAUUGCUUCUCAUAAUCGUCCGCGGAUCGUGGAAUGACAAAGAAGGUCAUCCCACCUCGAGAGAAGGAGCAAGGUCGUAGGUGACAGCAGCGGUGUGAUGAGCGGAUACUUCGGCAGAAGCACCCUGUCCCCUCUGCUCCACGACCCCAAGUACCCUCCAGCCAUGCGGGAGAAAGACUCCAGUCCCAGGAAGAUGCCAGGGCACAUCAGCCCCAAGCAAGCCAGCAUCUACCCCCUAAGUGUUCGAGUUCCGGACCCUGAAGAGUUGCCAUACGACCUCAGCCAUGGCCAAGGUCGAGGAAGCCCCACCCUGAACCAACAGCCCCACAUGAGUCCCGCCGCCAGGCCUCCUCAGCCCCACAGUGACCAGGACUCUGAACCCCUGGAUCUUCGCGUAGACCACAAAAAGGAGAGAUUAAGAGACGAGAACCAAAACGAUGCUGAGAUGAUGAACCAAAACAGUCUUGGGCUACCCUACCAUACAGUUCUCUUCCCCCAACAUCUCCCCCCACUCGUUUUGGAAGCGAUGUACAGAUCUCAUCACCAGACAGUACCCGACUUGCCCAAAAUCCAAGUUAGGGCUCUACCAACUAUGGUGCCAUUGCCUCCAAAUCGGUUUUCAGCCGGUGCCUCCCAACCAGCAAAGGCCCCUAGUCCUGUACAUCAACAGAACACGACAGCAACGUCUCAACAGCAACAACCGAUUCCACCCUACUCAAUUUCAACUGGGUUGAAACCCAAGGACAGAUAUUCGUGUAAAUUCUGUGGAAAGGUAUUCCCGAGAUCUGCGAAUUUAACGAGACAUCUUCGAACCCACACUGGAGAACAGCCCUACAAGUGUAAAUACUGUGAAAGAUCCUUCAGCAUAUCUAGCAAUCUUCAGCGUCAUGUAAGGAACAUUCAUAACAAGGAAAAGCCUUUUAAGUGUCCUUUGUGUGAAAGAUGUUUUGGACAACAGACGAAUCUAGAUCGUCAUUUGAAGAAGCAUGAUGCUGAUGGACCUACGAUAUUGGAUGAGGUGAGGUCCAGGUACCAUGGACAAUUGCCAAGAACUGAUGACUCGUAUUUUGAGGAGAUUCGAAGUUUCAUGGGGAAGAUUACAUCCCAGAGGCAAGGAAUUCCAUAUUUUCCGAGUCUUCUCGGAACUUCUGGAGAGGACUUUAGAAAUGAUAAACAGCAGUUGCAGAUGGAAGAGAAAAGAGGAGAUUCUUCCUACUUUAGUGAUAGGGAUAAUCUGAGUUCGAGGUCGAGUAGUAGUAGCAGACCUGAAAGUGUUCAUGAAGAGCAGAGGGAGAACUCACCACCUUUGUCUCCUGGGACUAAUACUUGAUUAAGUUCAUGAAGAAAUGAAUUGAAGAUGAUGGAAUUAGUUUAGAAUGGAGAACGGAACUAAUCUAAGGUGCUCCGAGACCGGAAGUUUGGUGAAAGGUGGUGCCAGAGAUACCUUUUUAGGCUGUACCUGUUUAGAGAUGAAGAGGAGAAAUAUGAUAAAUAGUUCUGCCAACCCUGAAAGCGUUCAUUGUAUAUUCGCUGAACAAGCAGACCUUGCGAUUAGAUUAGGUAGAUGAUAAUCCUAUUCUUAAUUUGAGCCGAAAGUCCUGAUGAUCAGGUCACGAUUUUAAAUCGAGAGGAACUUCUCGUCUGGUUGGAACGAAGUAGCU
Molecule: messenger RNA, 2336 nt
Organism: Belonocnema kinseyi
Lineage: Eukaryota; Metazoa; Arthropoda; Insecta; Hymenoptera; Cynipidae
Product: histone-lysine N-methyltransferase PRDM16-like
Exons: 2
Coding region: 773-2005 (410 amino acids)
Biological process (GO): regulation of transcription by RNA polymerase II
Cellular component (GO): nucleus
Source: RefSeq, a predicted model, not a curated record